Parus major (Great Tit) is the source of this 4504-nucleotide messenger RNA. It is a transcript of the gene ACCS, whose product is annotated as 1-aminocyclopropane-1-carboxylate synthase homolog (inactive). Bases 123 to 2138 code for a protein of 671 amino acids. Gene Ontology annotation, molecular function: pyridoxal phosphate binding; transaminase activity. The record is from RefSeq and is a predicted model, not a curated record. Gene Ontology annotation, biological process: amino acid metabolic process; biosynthetic process. The transcript has 15 exons. Lineage: Eukaryota; Metazoa; Chordata; Aves; Passeriformes; Paridae.
AUUUCCUCAGCCUUUUUCCAGAGUUAUAACUGCAGCUGUACCCAGGAUCAUAAGGCAAAAUCUGACUGACUGUCAGUGCAUUUCUUCUUCCAGUAAAGUCUACAGGUUUCAGUGAGCCAAACAUGGCAAACUCAUCACGGAUCCAAAAUGUUGUUCCUCGGCCUGGCUUCUCUGCCUUGCAUCGGCUGAGAAAAAAGCGGAAAGGCCAGCGCAUGAGGGACCCACUCGAUGAUCUCCUGCUGAAGACUCUGACAUCUCAGCGGGCCAUGGAAGAGCGCUUCUUGCAGAUGGAAGAACGACGAUUUCAGCGAGAUUUGGACGUGGAGGAGCGUCGGAUGCAACUGGAGCAGCGCCGGUUUGAACUGGAGCGGGAACAUGAGUUUCGCAUGUUCAAUGUCUUUGCUCAAAUGCUCAGCAUCCUAAAGCAGAGCCAUAGUGGCUCCUCCUCCACUGUUACUAUGCCUCAGGGUUUGGACUUCAGCCAGGCACUGUCUGAAAUUGAGGGAAUGGGAGGAAGAGGGAGCAGCCUUCAAGAGAUGAGGGUUCGGCCGCUUGCCAAGAAGAGGGUUGACAUGCACAGCUUCUGUAACCCCAGCGGCUUCCAGAGAAGCCCCUACCUCUCUGCUCGUGGCAACUUUGCCAACAUUUUUCAGGGCUCCACUGAGGAAGGUUACAAAGCCUAUCACGCUGACAAGUAUGAUGAAGACAAGAACCCCAAUGGUAUAAUAAACUUCGGCACCAGUGAGAACAAGCUCUGCUUUGACCUGAUGUCCAAGCGGCUGACACAGGCUGAUAUGAAUGUGAUGGACCCUUCACUGCUUCAGUAUCCUGACUGGAAAGGACAUCUGUUUUUACGGGAAGAAGUGGCUCGAUUUUUGACCUAUUACUGCAAGGCCCCUGCACCUCUUAAAGCAGAGAAUGUGAUUAUUUUAAAUGGUUGUGGCUCUUUAUUUUCUGCAUUAGCUACAGUCCUUUGUGAUCCAGGGGAAGCUGUUCUGAUUGCUACACCCUUUUAUGGUGGUAUUACCCAGAGUAUCUUCCUCUAUGGUAAUGUCAAGCUGGUGUAUGUCUAUUUAGACAGUAAGAUUACUGGAACAAGCACUCGGCCUUUUCAGCUUACGGUGGAAAAACUGGAAAAAGCCUUGCAGGAUGCCCGGGCAGAGGGUGUCACUGUAAGGGCCUUAAUUCUUCUGAAUCCCCAAAAUCCCCUUGGGGACAUCUACUCCUUGACAGAGCUACGGGAUUACCUGGAAUUUGCUAAAAGACAUGAAUUGCAUGUGAUAGUAGAUGAGAUCUACAUGCUGUCAGUUUUUGAUGAAUCAGCAACGUUUCACAGUGUCCUAAGCAUGGACAGAUUGCCUGAUCCACAGCGGACUCACGUGAUGUGGGGCAUAACCAAGGAUUUUGCUGUUUCUGGAAUUCGUUUUGGUACCUUAUAUACAGAGAACCAAGAUGUUGUCAAUGCAGUGGCUUCUUUGUGUUAUUUCCAUGGGGUUUGUGGACCUGUCCAGCACAAGGUUGCACAGCUGCUUAGAGACAGAGACUGGAUCAACCAAGUGUACCUGAGGGCCAACCAUGCCCGCCUGAAAGCGGCCCAUACGUAUGUGACAGAUGAGCUGAAGACGCUUGGGGUUCCUUUUCUCAACCGCAACGCAGGCUUCUUUGUCUGGAUUGAUUUCCGAAAGUACCUUAAGACAGGCACAUUUGAGGAGGAGUUGCUGCUCUGGAAGCGUUUUCUGGAUAAUAAGGUCCUUCUGUCCUGUGGAAAAGCCUUUGAGUGCAGUGAACCUGGAUGGUUCCGCAUCAUCUUUGCUGACAAGACCCACCGGCUGCAGUUAGGUAUGCAACGGAUACGCAAGGUUUUGGAAGAACGUGAGCAGGAGAUACUGGCUGAGGAGAAGGAGCAGCCUUGUCAAUCAGAUCAGGAUGGCAAAGCAGAUAGCACAGAUGAAGUCAUUUUUUUAUCCCGCCACCAGGACUCCACCUGUGCCAGUAGCUCCAGCCUUGGUGACCUCAUUGGCCUCCUGCAGCAACAGAUGCGUUCAUCUGACUGGCUACAGAAAAAUACAGCCGAGCAGUUUGCCCAGGAAAAGCCAGAGAUCUAUGAUGUGUUCAGCAAACUGGUGGGGAAGCAAUAGGGGUCAGUGUGCCUUCAGGGGCAUUCCUGAGCAGGGACUGGCCCUGGCCCCCUAACAACUCAGCAGUGACUUCCAGCAAAUAAUAUAUUUUCUGUAUAGCAAGAAAAUUACUUUGUAGGCCCCCUCCUCUCCCCUCUAUUUGAGAUCUCUAAUUUGUACUAUAUAGGUGUGUUUUCUUGGAUUGGGGUGAGGGUAGGGAAUGGGGCAGGGGGGUGUCUUGUUUAUGUGCUGCUGUCUGUUCUGCGGCAUCAUUGUAUUUUAUAUUUCAUUUCUAAUGAAUAUGCUCUUAACUCUCUUAUAAGGUCCUGUGGUGUAAUUUUUUAUUCUUCUUCACACUUUCCAAAAAGAGACUAUAGAUUGAUAAGUUAUGUGAAGUUUCCCCGCUUCUUAAAUGAUGAUCAGGUGCAACUGUUCUGCAGCCAGCUGUCUCAAAGAGGUGUUUUUGGGAGAUAGAAUCUAGUGUCAGCCCUAACUUAGCCCUACCUAAGGGUAAAAAAACAUGUGCAUAGAUUCGUCUUCAUUAUUGAGGUCUUAGGAUCAUGGCCAUCUAACUGAGUUCUAUAAAUCUUUUCAUUUUGAGUUGGUUUCCAGUCUGACCUCAGAUCAGACAGUAUCCACCACCCUCAGUUGGUGAAAUGCCUGGUUUUGUUUCUACUCUUCUUUUUCAUAUUCACAUAAAUAAACUGUAUCCAUUGGCCUCUUGGCAGAAUGUCCAGAAAAGAGCUACAAAGGGAGAGGCAAUAGUAAGCUGAUGUUCUUUUUGCAUUUUUUCUAUUCCUGGAAGUCCAUCCCUUGUGGUUAACAAUGACAUAUAUUGGCAAAAGAGUGCAGAGAAUGCUUCUGCCACUGUGCUAGUUGUACCUGCAGGUACAGCUGCUUCUGUCACCUAGCACAGGCAUCCAAGGAUGCACCUUCCACCAUCAUCACAAUAAUUAAUGCAAUUUUUUUUCUUUGGUUCUCAAUUUGCAGGGUAAUUUUUUUUUACUAAAUGGUAUUCUUCUGUCUCCUUCUUCUAUUUCCCAUUUUAAGAAACUGUUUUCUAUAUGCUGGUGGUAGAGUAUUUCAACUGGAAAGCUUUUUUCACCGAUAAAAAGCUCUUUAACUCCUGGUACUAUAAAAUUUAGGUAUCCUAAAGGAAUUUGAGUUGGUUUUCCUGUAUAUAUAUUAAUCAAGAGUUGAAGGAAAUUGCCCAUGAAAACUGAAUAGAAGUGCACUUUUCCCCUCCUCAUAGAUUUUGGCAUAUGGGCAUGAGUGACAAAAGCACAUCUGCAUCAUAAACCAAAUUACCAAAGCAUAGGCAACAAAUAAUUGAUGCACCCACAAUUUGCUUUGGGGUGAUGGCAGAGAACUGCUUGAACAGUGAAAAGGAAAGUCUGAGCAGUGGCUGAAGAGAAGAUGGUGCUGGUUGUGGCUGCUGUGAGCAGUAACCAGUUCCUCCUUCAGUGAUGAGGCCAAGGUUGGUGAGGUGAUUGGUAAGAUCAGUAUAAGGGAUAGCUAUAAACAUAAUGUUUGCUAACUAGUUUGGCAUUUGUCCAUGGACAAUAUUUUAAAGUCCACAAAGCAAGCUAUAGCAGAAGACAGGUCUCCUUAAUGGAAUGGGAGGUGAGAUGUACAGCCAAAUUACAAAUGGACUUCCUGAUUGACCCCUCCUUAUUUAUGUACCCCAAGGAAGACCUGAACAACAAAAUUUUAGGGAGCAAGCUCUUUGAAAUCAAGAACCAGGUACGACAUUAGUUAAAGUGUUAUUUUAGGGGAUCCCUAUAACAAAUUGAACCCAUUAAUUACUCCUAAUUUUCUUUUGUUCUAUUAAUUCUUACAGUUGGAGUAUAUGAAUAUACAGUAGUAACAAUGUCCUGGGGUGACUUUAUGAUACUGGUAUCCCAAAUCGUCUGGUUUAUGUUAUAUAUUAAGUUCUGCACCUUUAAGAUUGGCUUUGAGAGCAAGAGAGGGGGAAGAAGAAGCGCGCAGUUUGUGUUAAAGAAAAACAUCACUCCCAUACCUGAGUCUACUUCUGGGGCAGGGGCCUCAUUGGCUCCUCUAAUAUAAUAAAAUAAUAUAAUAUUUUUUGCCCAUAUAUAUUUACUGCUCAGAAGGCAGGUUUAUUGUACUGUUUCUGUGUGGAUUCAGCCAGUAAAUCACACCUCUGCAGGAAAGAGGGUGUAAUAUGCUUUCAGAAUCCUCACAGCUAAUGUAGUAUGGCCCACAGUUACAUCUGAGCUUGCUGUAACUCAACAGAACACACACACACUUUGUUGCAUGGAGUAUUUUCUAUGGGUGUUUCAAGUUAAACACCUGCCUGAGGAUCUCUCCACUGAGGAAUGUUAGCUUGGUCACAGAAAAUAAAAAUUCAACUGGAAAUGAGGCAA